Messenger RNA from Amphibalanus amphitrite, 3801 nucleotides. RefSeq names its product actin cytoskeleton-regulatory complex protein PAN1-like. Lineage: Eukaryota; Metazoa; Arthropoda; Thecostraca; Balanomorpha; Balanidae. The transcript is spliced from 9 exons. Gene Ontology annotation, molecular function: protein binding. The coding region runs from base 733 to 3801 and encodes 1022 amino acids. Gene Ontology annotation, biological process: signal transduction. The record is from RefSeq and is a predicted model, not a curated record. Gene Ontology annotation, cellular component: plasma membrane; nucleus.
GUGUCACUGGCUGUGACUGCGGCGAGUGUCCCGAGCCAUGAAUCUCCCCGGUGCACGAUACCUGUGAGUGCGGCGAUGAUGGCGGCGCUGUCCAUGGUAAAAACCGGGUAAGGUGUUUCACACGACUCGAUUCGACGCUGUCAGGAUGGUUGGGGUAGCCAAUGGCGCUAGCUGUCACGUCCUUCGCUCUCGGGGCGCGAGCGACGACUGGCGGGUAGCGCCGCGCACAACGCAUGCGCGUCGUCGUGCCGUCAGCUGAUAGUGCGUGAGCGAACGUUACCUUUAACAAUCAUAUAUUGCGUCUUGACCUAGAAAAUACGAUAAGACAUCUUUUUGGGCAUUACGUAAACAUAUGACGACCGUCUUGGACAUUAACAGCUAAGGCUUUGUCAUCCUGUUAAGCUGAUCCGAUCACGUCCAUUCCCACAGAAGAGCAGUUCAUUUGUGUCAGGAACGCUGAUGUAAGAGCGCUGGCCACCUCGGACCAAGUGAAGCCCGAGGAGGGUAGCCCCCGGUGGGAAGCCCUCCAUUCUGCUCCAUCGCAGCUCUGCUCUGGGUCACCUGUGGGGCUUCAGGGCUCUGCUGCGACCCACUGUGUCAGGCCAGCUCAGUUACCGAUAUACACGGGUCGGAGGAGCACCUGCGCCCGGCUGGCUCGGUCUCUCGAAGCUGGCCGGUGGUGAACGAUAGGUCAGAAGACUCUGCAGCGGCGGACCAGCGAGGUUCCUCACCAUGCUGAAGGGAAGGACGCCCUACACCAGGACGGCCAAGGUCAAACGCCGCAAGGCACAGCCGCUGGGCGUGAAAAUAUCGUGGAACAACCCGCCAAGGGUGGAGCAUGUUCUGGAGGACUCUGCCGCCGAGGCAGCCGGCAUCAGAGACGGAGACCUGCUGAUUUUCGUCGGCAAGACCAACGUAACGGAGGCGGACUCGGCUACUGUGAAGGAGCUGAUCAGGGAGAGCGGCGACACGAUCCUGCUGGACAUUUUCCGGCCGAGCUCGCCGGGGUCGGAGACCGACAGCGCGUCUAGCUCGCGCAGGUCCAGCGUGAUCAGCUUCGAGAGUCGCCCGGGCAGUGGAGCCGGCGGUCCGUCUCUGGCGGCGAACAGAGGAAGGCGGUACUCGGAGGCAGACGCCAGUCUCCGAGGCUUCACCACCUCAGAGAAGAGCGUUGUUACUCCGCGGCGUGAGAAAGAUAUUCAAGAAAAUGAGAAAACGCAAGAUCAGCAAAACAGCAAGUCUGACAAAAAGGAAGUUGGAAAAGAUCCCGAUGAGACAGCUCCCAGACAUCUCUCUGACGCGGACAGGUCUCGGCGCAUCUCUGACGGUUCGGAGUCGACCCUGUCUCCUCUGGAAGAGGACGAGGAACCAGCAGGCGGUGCCGGUCCGCCCCGGCGCCUCAGCUACCCGCCGACCCGUGCGUCCCAGCAGAACAGACGGGACGACCGCUGCCUCUCCGUGCCGAAAAUCCUGUUGCAUCGUCCAGACGGCAGCGGCGUUAGUUGUAUCGGCAGUGGCGGCGCCAACGACUCUGGCAGUGACACCGAUGUCGGUACGACCGCAGUCGAAGAGAUGGACAGCGACACCGAUCAGAGCUCGUCAGAAAUGGCUCAAAAAGAGAAAGACGUUACUGAGCCGAUCACUGAACACCAACAGAAAUCGGAUCAGCCAGAGAGUGGAGGAGAGCCUCUGAGAAAAGUAGCCACAGACCUCGCUCAAAAGGUAAUCCAUGAAGCCCUCGAGUCGCAUGCAAGCUCGUCUGGUACCGCAGAUGACAACUGCAACCAUCUAAAGAACGACAAAAGCACUACAAAGGAGACUCCACAAAAUGUCGGCCAUGCUACAAGUCAAAAGCAGCGUUCACAAGCGGAGACUGAAAAACGCAACGGCAUCGUCCAGAACACCAAAUCUCCUUCACGGAGGGGGUCACAGCAGAUGGUUGACCCGCACGAGGCCGAGCUGGAGUAUUACAGGGUCUCACCACGUCCAGACACCCCUAUCAAUGAGGUGGCGCUGCGGCGGUACGGUGCCAGCUGCCGGCCGCGUCAGCAGGUGGUGGUCUCUGCCAGGGGACCCGGAGGACCCCCGGAGCCGUGCGGCCGGCUGGUGGCGCAGAGGAGAGCCAAGUUUGAGUCGCCGCAGGACCGCGAGCAGGGCGGCACGGGGACACACCCGGAGCAAGCCGGCACGAGGUCAGAGCGGGGAUCGAUUACAGGUUCUGCCGUUAGCUCGCCGGGAAAGCCAGAGGAUGAGCGCCGGCAGUCGUUUCCUGUCGGCGUGGACCGUGGCACGGGAGCUGACCCGAAAUCGGAUUCAGAUGUCAAACCGACAAACGUAAAAGACGCGCAGCCAAAGCCGAUUAGCUCCAGGACGCGUCAAUCAAACGGUGAGCCAUCACGGCACACGUCCAUUACGAAAGAGGAUUUGCGUCAAGGCUGCGACAAAAAUGCCGUAAGAAAAGCUAUCAGCGUUGUGGAUGAAAGCUUCAAAGAAAUCAAUCAACUCGACAAUGAUGAACAGAACACCUACGCAGCGGGCGAUUCCUCCGAAAAGACUGUCGAUCAAAGGAAGCCUAUCGCGGUUGCUGGCAAGGCUGGGGUCUCUGCUGUGCCAGUUGCUGGUUCUGGUGUACCCUCCGAAAAACGCUCUGGUGAGGCCACUUCGUUGCCGAAAAACGUCUCUCAGAAGCCAAUCGAACGACAAUCAGCGGAGCAGCGUCAACAGGGCGCCAGCGUGCGACAGGGGACGGCGGGUGGCGGCGGACGCCUCCUAGACAGGAAGACGAUCGGGCGCGGGGAGCCAGUCUCCGCAGAGUCGGGAUCCACCGAGACCAGCGAGGAAGAGGACGACAGCGAUGAAAACGAGCUUCAUCACUGGGUCGUGCAGGAAACCACCACCACCCCGGGCGGCGGGGGCACACCCCUGCCUCAGCAUCCGCGCGGGGCGGCCUCCCCGGCAGACGAUCCGUCCAAACACAGACACAGCGGAGGUACUUCACCGUCUGGUAUUUCAAAGGACACCAAAGUGCCGAGCUCCGGGCAUUCUUCAGGAUCACAAGGAAAAUCGGAAACUGGGAUUGGAUCGUCGAUCACAAAACCCUUCCGAAAGAAAGACACAACGAACACUUCAAAACCAACCGAGUCACCGGCGCCAAAGGAGGACCUGUUCAUCACACCACCGCCCCCGGCCGACUCGCCUUCCCGAGAGGCCAGCGACGACGAGGCGUCCACAGCGUUCCAGCGGGCCGACCCGGCGGUGGGGCGCGAUUCGCUGACCCGCCGUCUAGCUCGGCCCGUCAGUGAGGGGGCGGUGGAGCGAGCUCCGGCCCGCACUCCCACCCCCGAGUCUUGGCUGUCCGCGCCCACCGGCGAUCUGCCGAAGCAGACCGGUGCGCCGGCGGCUCCGGCGGCCCCGGCGGCCCCGGCGGCUCCGGCGGCUCCGGAGGCUCCGGAGGCACCGGCGGCUCCCGGGGCCAAGAAGCGGCGGGCGCCGGUGCCACCGCAGCAGGCCCCUCCGCCGCCGCCGGUGGCAAUGGUGCGUCCGCGGCACAGCACCGGCGGGUGGACGGCAGAACAGAUGAAGGCCUACAUGGAGGCGAGCGACCCUAACGAGGCACGCCGGCUCGGUCUGGCCGACUGGGACGAGCCGCCCGGCGCAGGAGGGGCCGACACGACCGGCCGUCGAGUGUCCACGGUCUCAGCCCAAUCAAUGCCCACUGGAAACAACAAAAAGUCGAGGAAUAUUGCAAAGGCCACCAAGAAGGCCCUGGGUGGCAUGUUUUCACACUUUCAAUUCGGAUAG